Rhinichthys klamathensis goyatoka is the source of this 929-nucleotide messenger RNA. RefSeq lists its product as uncharacterized. The record is from RefSeq and is a predicted model, not a curated record. The transcript is spliced from 3 exons. Bases 78 to 833 code for a protein of 251 amino acids. Lineage: Eukaryota; Metazoa; Chordata; Actinopteri; Cypriniformes; Leuciscidae.
AGGAGUGUAGACCGACACUGCCGGAACUUUCUUCUUCCACUCACAUAUCUACCAACUUCUGAAAAACAAAAAAAAAGAUGUUAGUCAUUAUGGCAUUUUUAACCGCUCUCCUGAUAUCAGGAAACACCAAAGAUGAAAAGGUGCUGGAUGCUUUCCCAAACCAGACAAUGAACUGCAAUGAGAGAACUGUCUUACAGUGCAACAUCAGCAAAUCAAUGAAGUUGAACAUUGUUGCAAUAUUCUGGAGAAAACAAUCAGAAGAAGGUUUUAAAUGUGAUCCAACAUCAAGUAACAACCCUCCAGGAUUUGAGUGCAACUACACAAGGGAAGCAUUAACAUUAACUAUUUUACAUCCUACACCAGCAAACAUAGAUGUAUAUUCUUGUUGUAUAAGGGCGGACUCUACACAUGGAUCAGAGAAAAUCAACGUUUCUUUAGGAAAGUGCAGUGGAGAAUUCUCCCCAAAUAUGACUGGGCCCGGACAAAUGGAAUGUAGCUUUAAUAGUGUGUAUCCGGACGGAAUAAUAAACUGGUUUCAUUACGACAGGAACGUGACUUCCAACUCUAAUAUCACAAGCCUGAAGAACUCUGAUGGAACAUUCAACAUCUCAAGUAUCCUAAACAUUCAAGACAAAGAAGAGAGAUAUAACUGCUCUCUGUGGUCAAUCAAAAAUGGACGAUACCUUAAAGAUCAAGAGUUUGAAGUGGAAGUUGGUGUUGGUCUUGGUGUUGGUUUCAGUCAAGGUAGCAGGACCAGUACGCAGCAUUGUUUAUCAUGGACUCUUCUCCUUCUUGCCCUUAUGUUUUCAUUGAGAACCUGUUUGUCUUUAUAAUCUUUAUAAAUCAACUCAACUCCUACUCAAAUAUCACAAGACCCAAUAAAAUAACCAAAUAUCUGGUGGGUUUAAAUAAAUGAAAUGUGCAAGAUA